ACACUCACACCCACACACGCACCCACACACACACCCGCACCCACACCCCGCCCCAGCACCCACACCAUGGCCGCCUCCACCCUGUCCGUCUGCUCCAGCAACCUGAGCUACGGCAGCCGCGUCUGCCUGCCCGGCUCCGGCGACUCCUGCCCCGACCCCUCCUGGCAGGUGGACGACUGUCCCGAGAGCUACUGCGAGCCCCCGUGCUGCGCCCCGGCCUCCUGCCUGACCCUCCUCUGCACCCCUGCGAGCUGCGGGUCCAGCCCCUGCCCAUCAGCCUGCCCUGGCUCCUGCCAGCCCUCCUGUGGCAGCUGCUCCCCCUGCCAGGAGGGCUGCGGUGCGUCUGUCUGCUGCAAGCCCGUGUGCUGCACCCCUGUCUGCUGCAAGCCCAUGUGCUGCACCCCUGUCUGCUGCAAGCCCGUGUGCUGUGAGGCCUCCCCCUGCUGCCAGCAGUCUAGCUGCCAGCCCUCCUGCUGCAACUCCUCCCCCUGCCAGGAGGGCUGUUGUGUGUCUGUCUGCUGCAAGCCCGUCUGCUGCACCCCUGUCUGCUGCAAGCCCGUCUGCUGCACCCCUGUCUGCUGCAAGCCCGUCUGCUGCACCCCUGUCUGCUGCAAACCUGUCUGCUGUGAGGCCUCCCCUUGCUCAGCCUCCCCCUGCUGCCAGCAGUCUAGCUGUCAGCCCUCCUGCUGCAGCUCCUCCCCCUGCCAGGAAGACAGCUGUGUGUCUGUCUGCUGCAAGCCCAUGUGCUGCACCCCUGUCUGCUGCAAGCCCGUCUGCUGCACCCCUGUCUGCUGCAAGCCUGUGUGCUGCACCCCUGUCUGCUGCAAGCCCGUCUGCUGCACCCCUGUCUGCUGCAAACCUGUCUGCUGUGAGGCCUCCCCUUGCUCAGCCUCCCCCUGCUGCCAGCAGUCUAGCUGCCAGCCCUCCUGCUGCAGCUCCUCCCCCUGCCAGGAAGACAGCUGUGUGUCUGUCUGCUGCAAGCCCGUCUGCUGCACCCCUGUCUGCUGCACCCCCAUCUGCUGCAAGACCGUCUGCUGCCAGGCCUCCCCUUGCUCAGCCUCCCCCUGCUGCCAGCAGUCUAGCUGCCAGCCCUCCUGCUGCAGCUCCUCCCCCUGCCAGGAAGACAGCUGUGUGUCUGUCUGCUGCAAGCCCAUCUGCUACCAGGCCUCCCCCUGCUGCCAACCCAGCCCCUGCAGACCCUCCUCCUGCGUGUCCCUCCUCUGCCGCCCCGUGUGCAGGCCCGCCUGCUGCGCCCCCUCCCCCUGUCAGCCCAGCUGCUGCCGCCAGGCCUCCAGCGUGUCCCUACUGUGCCGUCCCGUGUGCUCCCGCUGAUGGGGCAUGUGCCCCCAGGGCGCUGGGCGCAGGCCCCACCCAGGGACCGUGGGCCUCCUGACCACCCCUCAGCCCAGCCCUCACCUGUGCUAGGUGGCUGCCCCGACCCAGGACAGGGUCCCCCUGGGUGUCCACUCUCCUGACCUGACCUUCACCUCCUUCCUCCCAAGAAUGCUGACUCCGUGGCUCCCCGGGGCUCCUGCUCCUGGGACGCACCUCCACCUGCCCUGGGUCACCUGCCUUCCCUCCCAGUUCCUCUGCUCGGGUCACCUGGCCUCACCCUCUGACCUGUGGGCACCUCCCUGAGCACCCCAAUAAACUCAUUUCACCAGG
Molecule: messenger RNA, 1665 nt
Organism: Nyctereutes procyonoides (raccoon dog)
Lineage: Eukaryota; Metazoa; Chordata; Mammalia; Carnivora; Canidae
Product: keratin-associated protein 10-12-like
Exons: 1
Coding region: 67-1332 (421 amino acids)
Cellular component (GO): keratin filament
Source: RefSeq, a predicted model, not a curated record